AUGAAGAAACAGUGUGGAGGCGGCUUUCUGUCGACACCUCCUCCAGCGUUGCUGUUCAGACACCACAUGAGGGACUUUACAGGGGACCCCCCUGAGCCUUUGGAGCCUGCUGGGCCCCGUCAGGGAUCCUUCCGUCCGCCCGUCUCCAGCCUGGCCUGCACCCUGCAGCCUCCAGGGACACGUAUGCGUGACACACAGAGACUCACAGAGACAGAGACACAGAGAGUCAGAGACACACAGAGACACACAGAGGCACACAGAGACACACAGAGACACACAGAGACAGAGACACACAGAGACACAACCUCUGUCAGAGACACACACACCGUCCACCCAGAGAAUAUCUGCCACCCAGCGAGCAGCAGAAGCAGGAUGCAGCGGUGGAAAGGCCGGGUGGAGGACAGUGGGGAGUGGAACCGGGCCGUCCUGGUGUCUGUGGCACAGUUUGUCCCCGGGGUGAGUCUGGGGAGGAGGCCUGGGGCCAACAAGGACACCAAGACUCUCCACCGCACCCUCAGCAAGCUGGGCUUCAAGGUGGACAUCCACAGCGACCUGAGCGGGGACGAGAUCUACCAGCUGUUCCUGAAAGGUAACGCAGCGUUUGGACCCCUCCAUCCUGUCCUCCUCCUCCCCUCCAUCCUGUCCUCAGGUUACGGGGCGUUCAUGCACCCUCUGGGCUCCGUCUUCCUGCAGACCUUCUGCUCCUUGUUGAAGGAGGAGGGGAACCGGGACCUGGAGCUGACGCGCCUGAUGACGCGUCUGUCCCACCGGGUGGCCUACAGCUUCCAGGCCAAAGGCCCGAGGCUCGCUGGGAAGAAAGAGAUGCCGUGUCUCGUCUCGCGCCUGACCAGAGACGUCUUCCCGUUCGCCGAGCCGGGGACAGACAGCGGCGCCAAGGAGCUCUCGGCCGCCGCCCUGCUCCACACUCAACACUUGUCCCCACGUCGUCCGUCUAUCAGUUAGCAGCAGAGUGGACGGGACAGUCCUAAUCAGCAGGUGUCCACACGUCCUCCGUCCAUCAGUUGGCAGCAGAGUGGACGGGACAGUCCUAAUCAGCAGGUGUCCACACGUCCUCCGUCCAUCAGUUGGCAGCAGAGUGGAUGGGACAGUCCUAAUCAGCAGGUGUCCACACGUCCUCCGUCCAUCAGUUGGCAGCAGAGUGGACGGGACAGUCCUGAUCAACAGGUGUCCACACGUCCUCCGUCCAUCAGUUAGCAGCAGAGUGGACGGGACAGUCCUGAUCAACAG
This is a messenger RNA of Etheostoma cragini (Arkansas darter), 1248 nucleotides long. RefSeq lists its product as uncharacterized. Gene Ontology annotation, biological process: proteolysis. Bases 1 to 963 code for a protein of 320 amino acids. The transcript is spliced from 5 exons. The record is from RefSeq and is a predicted model, not a curated record. Gene Ontology annotation, molecular function: cysteine-type endopeptidase activity. NCBI's taxonomy places the organism in Eukaryota, Metazoa, Chordata, Actinopteri, Perciformes, Percidae.